AUGUACCAGGAGGAUGACCCACCUGAGGACAUGAAAGAUUUGAGCUGUCUCUUGCCCACCGCCAAUGGCAAGAGCUGCUUCCACUGCUGGCCAGAGCUGCCUGCACUGAUAGACUAUGACCUGCAGAUUCUUUGGGGCACCCCAGGGCCACCUGCGGAGCUCUCCCACAGACUCCACUCCCUGUUCCUGGACAGUCAUGCUUUCCUCGAAUCCUGGUAUCUUGAUAAACCAUCACUUCUGGAAGAGGUUCAUGUCCUGAAGCAGCAGUUUUCCAAGCAUCUGGAGGACCUAUCUGAAGAGCUGAAGGAGAAGGACAUCCACUCCACACUGGAGGUCAUCAGCUGUGCCACUUGCAAGACCCACUUCCUCACCUGCCAAGACCCCACUCUCUGCCCAGGGACCAGGAGGAACUUCCUGUGGGCUGUGAGCCUCGGCAUUGCUCUGCCCCUGGCGGCCCUAACUGGAGGUGGGUGAGUGCCUGCUUCAAGCCCCAGCAUCCCCAAGGAAGACACGCCUACUCCUAGACUGACCCAUCUCCACCCCGAUUCCUGGCCCAGAUGUUACAUUUUCUGGUUCGAGAAGAAGAAAAAGAAGAAGGAGCAGGAGGCAGAAAAGGAGGUCCUGGGGCAUCCAGAACUCUCCCAUGGAGGGGAAGCUGUGUCCGCCUGGGGGCAGCAAGGCUAGCGACCCCAAGUCUGGCUCCCGGGGCCUCACAUCCAAAGGAGUAUAGGAUCAAGGGCCAGGACUCAGGAGGGCCCCCAACAGCCCCCAGUGUGAGCAGACCCACCCAGGGCCAGGCGCCUGGGACAGAGCAGCAGCCAUGCCCCAAGUCUCUACCUGAUCCACAAAGUUU
Messenger RNA from Kogia breviceps (pygmy sperm whale), 853 nucleotides. NCBI's taxonomy places the organism in Eukaryota, Metazoa, Chordata, Mammalia, Artiodactyla, Physeteridae. The record is from RefSeq and is a predicted model, not a curated record.